Amaranthus tricolor (Joseph's coat) is the source of this 1358-nucleotide messenger RNA. RefSeq names its product rhomboid-like protein 11, chloroplastic. Gene Ontology annotation, molecular function: serine-type endopeptidase activity. Bases 156 to 1037 code for a protein of 293 amino acids. The transcript has 7 exons. Gene Ontology annotation, cellular component: membrane. NCBI's taxonomy places the organism in Eukaryota, Viridiplantae, Streptophyta, Magnoliopsida, Caryophyllales, Amaranthaceae. The record is from RefSeq and is a predicted model, not a curated record.
GUACAUGUUCUAACGAAAACAAGUUAGUCUAACUCAAUUUGUCAUCCCAUAUCCGACCUUAAACGAGCAAACGCACCACCCCUCUCUCACAUAAAUCUCAAAUCUGAAUUCUGAAUCAUCGAAAGGGAAGUUUGGGCACAUAGAAGAUAGAAAGAAUGGCUCAACUACAACUAAUGGUACUAAAACUAAGACCAUCCUUUCCAACAAAUCUUUAUCAUCAUCACCCUCAAUUACACCCCAAUUUCCAUGUCCUUCCCGCCAUUUCCCUUUCCUCUAAUUUGUACAAAAAAAAUCCUACUAUUUUUAACUAUAUAUCCACCAAUUCUACUUCUGGGUUUCGCCUCUUUUGCAAGUUCAAUGAUUCUGACUCAAUGUCUCAGCUGGAGCUUGGGAAACAAUAUGGGAGACAAAAACCUGAGAAGAGAGUGAAUGCUGUAUUCUGGAUUAUUCUUCUUAACCUUGCUAUAUUUGUGGCAGAUCACAUUUUUCUGGUUCGAGACAUCAAAGCCCUUUACUUGUUCCACAAUCGUCCUGCUUGGUACCAGUUUGUGACAGCUGCCUUUUGUCAUGCCAAUUGGAAUCAUCUUUCGAGCAAUCUUUUCUUUUUAUAUAUUUUUGGGAAGCUCGUGGAAGAGGAAGAGGGUAGCUUUGCAUUAUGGCUUUCUUAUAUCCUAACAGGUGCUGGCGCAAACCUCGUUUCUUGGUUGGUUCUCCCAAGAAAUGCAGUUUCUGUUGGGGCCUCUGGUGCUGUGUUUGGCUUGUUCGCAAUAAGUGUUCUUGUGAAGAUGUCGAUGGAUUGGAGAAAGAUUCUUGAAGUACUAAUAUUGGGCCAAUUUGUGAUAGAGAAGGUUAUGGAAGCAGCUCAAGCAUCAACUGGUUUGUCUAAUGGCUUCAUUGGAACGUACGCAUUACAGAAUGUCAACCACAUUGCACAUCUGUCGGGUGCUAUGGUUGGGGUACUUUUGGUAUGGUUAGUCAGUAGGGUUCCCUCUGACCCCUCCGAAAAGGAAGGAUUUUCCGACAGGAACAAACGAUAAUUCAACUUCCGAAAGUGCAAUGAAAGCCAGUAUUCAGCACAUUCAGUACCAGGCUCAUAGCUGCUCCUUUUCCUACUGAAUACUGAUUGCUUUAUUUAUCAUAUAAAUAUUUAUAAAUCAUAGUUGUGCUUUUUUGCCUUUGUAGAUCAUAUAUAAAACACACAUACCGCGUUAGGGGUUAUGAAUUAUGAUGUUUGUAGCCUUUAAUCAUAUAUAAGUAUAAAUUAUAUUGCUCAAAAUAGCAUUAAGUUGAGAAUUUAUUAUCAAAACAUGCCUAUGUGUGUAAUAAUUAAUAUUUCAAAUUUUCAUUAUUAGCUUUUA